AAUUGUUUUUGUUGUUUUUCCGACGUCGACGUCGCUGCGCUGCAAAAACGCCAAAACCAAAAAUCCAAGAGAGCGAGCGGUGGUGCAGCGCGAUGUUUUUAACGAAAACUUGGUAAACAAAUUCGUUGAUAAGAUAUAUUCGCUGGCCGACGUCAAUUCUCGUGCGAAAGUUUAUCUGCCUCUCCCCCCCCUUUCUUAACUCAUCCGAAAGUGUAUAUGUGUUCCAGCGCGGAUUAAAACUCGGCUCUGCUCCCCCGCUCUCCCGCGUACGUGCGUGUUCGUGUGUAUGUGUAAAAAGAAGUUUAUUGGCUUAACAUUUUUUUUUACAAGUGGCCAAAGGGCGCAGCCUCUCUGACAAGUGAAGUUUUUGCAGACUGAACAGCAGGUGAAAAUUAAUUUUCAACAAAAUACGACAGCGAGGGAAGAACAGUUAGUUACAAGAAGUGAAGAAGAAGCAGCUCAGCAGCAACUCCAUCGACGACGCGCGGGGCAAAAAGUGACGCAUAAGAAACGUUGCUAAUUACAAAAGGCACAUCAAAAUGGAGCUGGAGCCGCGGGUGGCCAUCCUGCAGGAUCUGCGUCUACAGACCUUCGAUUCCAUACGCUUCGCCUCGUACAGGACGGCCUCGAAGCUGCGCUACAUACAGAAGUCGACCAAUCUCCAUUUGGUGGACAUAUGGAACGUGAUCGAGGCGUUCCGCGAGAACGGACUGAACACCCUGGAGCCGCAGAGCGAGGUCAGCGUGGCCCGGCUGGAGACCCUUGUCUCGUCGCUCUAUCACAAUCUGAACAAACGCCUGCCCACCGCCCAGCAGGUGCCGGUGGACUCCAAGGCGGGUCUCUUGCUCAACUGGCUGCUGGCUGCCUAUACAAGUGAUAACUCGGGAAAGAUACGUGUGUUCUCCAUCAAGGUGGCCCUGGCCACCAUGUGCUCUGGCAAGCUGGUGGACAAGCUCAGAUAUAUCUUUUCACAGAUUUCGGAUGGAGCCGGACAGCUGGUGGCCUGGAAGCUGGGGGAGUUCCUGCGGGAGGUGCUGGCACUGCCGGCGGCCGUCUACGAGUCGCCCACAUUCCACUACAAGGAGGGGCUCGAGGAGGAGAUCUUUCCGGCGGAGAACAAGGUGACGGUGAACGAUUUUAUGGCAACACUUAUGUCCGAACCGGGCCCCUCGUGCCUCGUGUGGCUGCCACUGCUGCACAGGCUGGCCACCGUGGAGACGAUUGUGCACCCGACGAUCUGCUCUGUUUGCCACAAGGAAAACUUCACCGGAUUUCGUUACCGUUGUCAGCGGUGCCACGCCUACCAAUUGUGCCAGGAGUGCUUUUGGCACGGCAAGACAUCGCUGAAUCACCAAAACGAUCACGAGGUCAAGGAGUACUCGAGCUACAAGUCGCCCAGCAAACAGAUUGGUCACUCGCUGCGCAAGAGCUUCCGCUGUGUGCCCGAGAAGACGACGCAAGUGUUGCCACGGUUCCCGGACCAGCCCGAAAAGACCCUCAACCUGUCGCACAUCGUGCCACCCUCGCCCUUGCCCUCGCACAACGGUUUCAACGAUCCCACGCUGGCCCUCGCCGGCGUCCACCACGGCCACCUCCCGCCCGGCAUCUUCGACCGCUCCAGCACCCUCGACUCGCGGGCCACCGGCCGCAGCAUAGACAGUGCCAACUGUACCGGCGGCGGUGGCGGCACCACCAUCUCCCGGCUAGCCGCCGCCUCGGCCAACGAUGAGGAGCAUCGCCUGAUUGCCCGCUAUGCGGCCCGUCUGGCCCAGGAGAACCGAGCCCCCUCGAAUAUGUCCGAGAGCGCCACGCCCAUUGGCACGGACAACUCGCGGGCCCAGCGCGAGCUGAUCGCCCAGCUGGAGUCGAAGAACAAGGAGAUUAUGCGGGAGAUAGCCCGCCUACGUCGCCAGCAGGAGACCGAGCAGAUGGCCCCCGAGAAUCCGGCUCUGAUCAACGAGCUGCGCGCCCUGCGCCAGCGCAAGGGGGAGCUGGAGGGCCACUUGGGUGCCUUGCAGGACUCGCGGCGCCAGCUAAUGGAGCAGCUGGAGGGACUGAUGCGGAUGCUGAAGAACCAACAGACUGCCUCGCCCCGGUCCACGCCCAAUUCGAGUCCCCGGUCGGGCAAGUCGCCACCCAUGCCGGGCGGCGGGGGAGCUGGCAUCCUGGGCACUUCGCCGAUGAGUGCCCUGCAUGCCCAGCAAAUGCAGCACCCCAUGGGGGGGCCCGGAGUAAGGGUCACCCAGCAGCAGAUGAUGCAGGCCCAGCAGCAGCAGCAGCAACAGCAGCAGCAUCAGCAGGGACAUGGCCACGGACCCUUCAGCCAGAGCCAGCUGGAGCAGCUCAAUCUGAUCAGCAGCGACAUGCGCAGCGCCUUUGCGGCCAAUGGCAGUGCAACGCCACCGCCAAUGCGCAGCACCAGUCCCAGUCCAGCCGAUGCCGAGCUCAAUGAAGCCGCCGAUAACAUAACCUCGGCCAUAUCCCAUAUGGUCAGCGACCUGAAUGCAGGACGGGCAACGGGACAAGGACAAGGCGGAAGCUCCCUGCCCCAGGCUCGUUUCAUAAUGCCGUUGGAAUAUCGACACAUCGAGGGCGCCGAGUCCUCGGGCUCGAGUCAGUGCGAGUGCAACGAUUGCGACUGCCAGGUGUAUGAGGAGAUCUUCCGCACCGACGGGGAGUACGAGUGCCAAGGGGCCCCACCUGAAUCCGAUUCAGAUAUGGAUGAUACCCGCCUGUCGCCGGUUCAUUUCGAUUACACCUUCGGCCUCGGCGACGAGCAGUCGCAGGUGAACCGCAUUCUGGGCUAUCGCAACCAUCCCGAACUCUUCAUCGACGAUGACCAGGCGGGGUUCCCGGCCCUGCACGAGAUCGAUUUCGACGAAUCUCAAUCAUAUAACCAAGAGUGGACCGAAAAGGCAAAUGCGAAUAGCCAAUGGCAGGAGCAGUUUGCACAAUGGAGUCUUAAUUCACAAAAUAACUAAUUCGUCUCAGUGGACCAGUGAAGGCAGAGCCGGAUGGGUAACAGCAGCAGCAGCAGGAAUGCAAUGCAGACAUGCAGGAAUGGAGUACACUGGAGUGCAGGAAUACGAGGCAGCUGAUACGACGAUACGAAGAAGACGACUCUCGCUUAGCUUUUUACCCUAAUUCUUAUGUUGACUUAGAGCAAUUUAUUUAUUGAUUAUUUUAUGGAGUAGUCGUAGCCUACACUACCUUAAUCCCUACAAUUUAUACUUUUGCGGAGUGGUAUAAUACACACAUAUAUAUUUAUAUGAUUAUUUUAUGCAAACACACGGUAGACAGUAAAGAAGCAAUGAAUAAGACUCGCAGUUGCACUGCACUUUUAAGUCGCAAAUCUCUUGAAUCUCGUGGAAACUUUCGAUGGGAGCAUGGAUAGAUCGAGGGUUUUUUUUUUUUUUAAUUUAGGUUUUUACGAUUUCGUAUUUGGCUUUUAGACUUUUAAGCGCCUCCGUAAGCGGAUAUUUAUUAACAAAGUGAAAAUCAAACACGUAAUGCAAAUACAAAUACGAUAUAGACAUUUAAAAAUGUACUUAAUACUAGAUACUUGAUAUUUGUUGAGAAAUCAAAAACAAAUUCUAAGCGCCUGAUUCGUGGUAGGUCCAGAUCGGCAAUCCAAUAUAAUGGAUAUGAAAUAUACACUUUGAUAUACGGUAAAGCCAAUAACUAUUUAAAAGAAAAGAAAAUAAAUUCCAAUCCAAUGUUGAACACUAAACCGAAACUAGGAGCAUGAACAGCAUCGCGAUCCAAUUCGAUUUAA
This is a messenger RNA of Drosophila miranda, 3775 nucleotides long. RefSeq names its product dystrobrevin beta. Bases 540 to 2981 code for a protein of 813 amino acids. Gene Ontology annotation, molecular function: zinc ion binding. Gene Ontology annotation, cellular component: synapse; plasma membrane. Lineage: Eukaryota; Metazoa; Arthropoda; Insecta; Diptera; Drosophilidae. The transcript has 10 exons. Gene Ontology annotation, biological process: synaptic signaling. The record is from RefSeq and is a predicted model, not a curated record.